Symbiodinium pilosum is the source of this 966-nucleotide messenger RNA. The record is from the annotation of a GenBank genome assembly. Lineage: Eukaryota; Dinophyceae; Suessiales; Symbiodiniaceae.
GUGGCUGAGCCUCUGCUAGUGCGGUGGCCUCCAUCUACCCAGAGACAAUUUGGCCGUCAGAUUGCCUUCAAGCGGCCCCUGGCCAAAGCCGAUCCGGACAAGGUGCAGGCACUUGCCGAGUCAGGACCUGCUCCUGAGGCUUUGGAGUCCCUGGAGCCUGAGCACGAAAAGCCAGGAUGCCAGCAGGGUGCCGCCCAAGCAAAUGACAAAGGCACAAGAGACUCAAACACGGACGAGGCAGGCACUCUGGCCCCAAACGACUUUGUGGCUGCGGCGCUCCGCAGGCGGGCUUUGCAGAGCGGAAGUCGAGCGGCGUGGCCGCGAGUCAGGCUGCCCGUCAUGGUGCGCGCGAUGCUGCGCUUUGGCGAGUCGUGGCCGGAGGCGCUGUCACGCUGCCUCUCGAAUCUGCAACCAGAGGGCCCGGCUCAGCCGGUGGAGGUGGUAUCGGUGCGGUCGCUGGAGAAGGAGCUCUUGGACUUGGCCAGCAGUCGGGAAGAGGUGCGAUGCCGGGGUGGCAAAGAUGUGCUGCCGGCCAUUGGCAGCAUCUGCUGUAUGCAGUGGUACGGUGACCUGGUAUCCAUCAUGGAUGAAGAAGCCCAGUGGCUGAAUGCUUCUGAGGCCAGCCUUGGCUGCUGGGUUGUGGAGCUGGCGCUUGAGCCCCCGGCAGACUGCAACGAUGCCAAACAACUGGCAGAGAGUAUCACCCGCCAUUUGGCGAGGCCGCUGACAAGCUCAACCGACCCACCUCGGGUUGUUGCUGUGGAGGGCAAAGUCUUCCCGCCGCGCAUGGACCGUUUGUUCAACCUACGAGAAGUGGUCCCCCGCCACGUGCGCCGCGUCUUUGCUUGGCCUGGGCGGCCGGAGCCUGGCGAAGCGCGCCGGCUGCGGCACAUCCUGCCACCAAAUCCAGGUGUGGCCCGGAGGCUAGCCCACACUGACGCCAAAGGAAAGCCUGCGGGGCUGUGA